Suricata suricatta (meerkat) is the source of this 3852-nucleotide messenger RNA. It is a transcript of the gene AXDND1, whose product is annotated as axonemal dynein light chain domain containing 1. Bases 122 to 3688 code for a protein of 1188 amino acids. NCBI's taxonomy places the organism in Eukaryota, Metazoa, Chordata, Mammalia, Carnivora, Herpestidae. The transcript is spliced from 28 exons. The record is from RefSeq and is a predicted model, not a curated record.
CGACCAGAGGUCGGGCGGGAAACACAAUUUACCAGUACUGGUUGCAAGAAGGGGUGACAAGCUAGCUUUCUGGAGGGACUUUCCAAAUUACUAAAGAAAGUGGUAGGAGGCAUUGUUUAUUAUGUCUCUUCCGAAAGCGCCCUUCACAUUGCUAACCUCCAUGUCAACACCUGAGGGAAAAAAAUUAAAAGUCUCAGCAGCCAAAGAAGAGACAGGACUGCCUGAGCUAAAGGAGAAAAAGAAUAUGGUGCAUCAUUCAGAACCGCUUCUGGCAUCCCUUCCAAAUGAGUUCAUCCCUGAGGAAGUUCUUCUUUCUCUGAGCUCUGCCGCGGACGCUGGUCCUUGUCCUGAUACCUUACUGCCUCCUAAGAAGGUUAAAACCCCGAAGGGUACUCUUCCACGUCCUGCUGACCAAGUCUGGCAUCACCCUAUUCGAAGAACUAAGUUCAAGUACCUGAUUGACCAUCCCGUUUCAGUAACGGGUGCUGGAAGGGAUAUUUCUUUUCUGUAUGAUGUUAAAUAUAUUAAAGGAAAAACCAAGAAAUACUCGGUUUGUCCCCCACAUUUGGACUGUUCAUUACAGUCAAGAGAUGGUGUCAUUGUGCCUCAUAAGCCAAAGAAACUAACAGAUACUUUGAUUCCUGAAGAAUUUCAUAUUGUGUCAAAUUUAGGAGUUUCAGGUUUGGAGUGUUAUGAUGAUAAAUAUACUACUCUCCUCACAGAUCAUGAAAACAGGCUAUUGCUCUUCCCAUCCAUGAAACCUAAUAAAAGAGUAGAAGUGGUCCAGCUGAAUGAUGUGAUGGACGCCAUGCUAGAGAGGGCUGGUGUGGAGGAUCAGGAGUAUACAGGGCCAACCAAGAUGCACAAACUCCUGCAUAUACUGAAGAAGGAACAGACUAUUUACAAUACAGUAUUUCAUGAACUUAUUCGACAAGUCAGUGUGGACUGUGCAGAUAGAGGAGAACUACUGUCCAAAAUCAGAGAGCGGUACGUACAAAUGCUUGACCAAAUUGCCAGGCAGAUGAUUGACUUCUACAAAGACAUGGUCACUCAGCAAGUAAUGGACCAGCGCAUUUUAGAAGAAUUGUGCAAUUUUAAGAAUGUUAUUGAAGAACUGACCAGGGAGCUGUGUAUGGUUCGGGCACAUGAUACAGAAUUAGCAAAGGAAGCAGAGAAGGCCCACAGCGAUUUGGCACAAGCUCUCUUAGAUGCUGAAAAGAAUGCUAAGAUUGUAGAAGAAUACCAUGACUUAUACACAUUACAAAGAGGAAGGAUGGAGCAUGAUAUUCAGCAGUUAAUGACAGAAAGAGAUCUCUGGAGCUCAGCCACAUAUGAAUUGGCCUUAAAGGUAAUUCAAAGAAAUAGAGUUGUGUUGGCUAAAAGACUUUACCUCAAUGAAAAAGGUUGGAAUAAAUAUGUGAAGCAUUUCAUCAUACUGCUGUCAACCAAGGACACCGCAGACCUUGCACAAUUGGAGAGAUUGACACAGAAAUGGAGAACCUUAAUGAAUAAAUUUAAAACCGAAGUGGAACAAAAUGAAGAAUCUACAAGAGAGAAAUUGCAAAUUGUUAAUGAUGGCCUUACCAAGUGGCAGCAGUUUUUCAGAAAUAAUAGUAAAAAAGACAGUUUAUCUCCUGAUAAAGAAAAUGUAUUCCAGCCAGUUAUUGCGGAUUUCAAGCAGUGGCAACAGAUACUGAAUGAAGACAAAGAAAAGUUUACUGGGGACUUUCUAGUGUUGAAAUAUGAUUCUCUCAAGACCAUUAAACGUUUGCAGGAAAACUGGACAGAUACUGGGUUUGGGAUAUUUGGUCGCCAUAAAAGUUUGGAGGGGGAGGUGCCGCCAGAGCAACAGCACAUGGAGGAAAUUGUGAAAACCAUUAGGAGACUUUACAAAGAAUUUGAAAUAAGAAUAAAUGGGGAUAAUGGUAUCUCUCAAAUUCUUCCAAGUGUGAUUAGUUCUCUUGAAUUCUGUUCUUUCAAGAUGGAAAGUGUCCUAGAGUUUCCUGAAAUGUAUCUUGAAGAAUGGGAGGGACUUAAUAUAAAAAUUAAGGAAAUGAAAUCUCAGUUGGAUACCUUGUUAAGCAUUGUUGGUACCGUUCCUCAGUGUGCAGACAUGGAUUCUGGCUCGGCACUUCAAGCACAAAUAUUUAAUAUGAUUCAACAAUGGCUUUUGAAGAUAGCCAAUGAGAUUCACAAUGGUAACAUUGAAUUUCAGCGCCAGAACUUCAGCUUUGAUGGGUUUAUACCCUUGACCGAACUAAAGAGGAAGAGUUGUUGCAGAGGGAUAGUAAGAGCUAUGGCCCUGAGUAAAGCGGGUCGCCUAGAAAAAAAUCCUGCUAAAGAUCUUAAUGAGCUGAAUGAGAUGAAGAGAGAAUGUUAUGCGUGGAUCACCACAUGUUCUCACCUCCUUUCUGGGCUUAAAGGCAGAAAAAUAAAGUUACUGACACUGGAAGAAAAGGAUCACCUGUUUGGAGAAGAGGAAUUUUUAAAAGGAUUAAUUGAGCCUGAAAUAGACAGGCUUUUUAGAGAAGAUGAAGAAGAAAGUACGGAGGAUAAGAAACUUAAGAAGGAAAAGGAAGAAGAGAAAGAAGAAGAGAAGCCUUCAGCAUCUGCAGAAGAAAAAAAACUCAUUCGAAAAAUUGAAGAAGAUGAAAAUGUUCAUACCAAACCUCUAUUUGAAACAGAUGCACUCUCUUCCUGGCAUAUUCAUUCAGCAGAUUCCGUGAAGAACUAUGAUUACCAUAUACCUCCAACCACAAGAAUUUAUGGGAGACUGGAAACUUUUAGAAACUUAGUAGGAAAAAAGGUCUGGGGAAUGGAGCAAAAUGCCAGCCGGGUGUAUAAUUACUUGCAAGAUCCUGGAGGUAAAGCAGAAUCACGUUUGUUCUAUGCGGUGGUGGCCGGAACACUCACAGGCAGAAAGGGGUCAGCAGGGGCUCACACAGAAGAGACCCCAUCGUGCUUGGCCAGCAGAGACAAGGUAGAUAUUUGGGGCUGGGGGUACCCAGAGAAUGAAGAUUCCUUCAACUGGCUUCUGAAGUCAGGGAUUUGGGGCCGGAGCUGGAGCUGGGGCAAGGCCAUCUUGGACAGCGCUGCAGGCCAGGCUACACUGGCCCCCGUGCUGCCUGACCGCAUGCCUAGUAGGGCUGGCUACAGCUCAGCUGCCCCAACAAACAAGAUACUGGAAACGGUCUCUUUCAGGCUCGUCUUCACACCACAGAUUCCGGGUAUCCAUAAAGGGUUUGAAGUGUGUGAGGAUGAUAGGAGAUUUUGCUGGAUCGCCUGUGAACUCCUGCAGAAGGAUGAGCAGGGGCCAGAUUUCGGGGGAUCAGCACCAUUUUGUUGUGUUUCUCUGGACUUUGUCCACAUCAGAGAGCUUGAAAGCAGAGCCAGACAAGCAGAGGAGAAGUUUGAGGCAGUAAAUGAGAAAUUUCAUUAUACCCUUGUAAGAAAUAAAGAACUGGAGAGAGAAGUAGAGCGUUUGAUGAGGUCUCAAGAGAAGGAAGCUGAAGAAGGAAGAGAAGAAAAUGAAAGAGAAAGAGGAGGAGAAGAAGAGGAGGAAGAGCAAGGAGAAGAAAUCAAGCCAGUAGACCAGUCCUCAAAGUCUGUAAAGAAAGAAGUGCAGCGCAACCCUAAAUCCAGAACCCGGACCAAACCCAAUAAGACCAAACCCACGGAACAUCCUUAGGGUGCUGGGUGCUACCAAGCUGACAGUGUGGCUCCAUCCGGAGGACUCCCUGUGCUGCAGCUACUAGAGAUGCCAUGAGUAUUUUCUUUAUAAAAGCUGCAGCAAUGGCUGCAGGGAAUAAGUGUAUUAGCUUAUUUCCCAGAUUAAAAAUAACUUGUGCAAAA